CGUCACUUAGUUGGUAGAAGCACUACUUCAACCAUGAAGCUCUUGAUCCUUAUCACAGCCAUUGUGGCUAUAUCGGCUGCCCCUCAGGGCUACAACUAUGGCAGGCCUUCAGGUCCCGGCUUCCACCCUGGAAACUGUGGUCCUGGACAAAUACUGCACGUUGAUGGCAGGUGUGUUGUUCCACAUGUGACCCGCCGUGUGUACGUGUUCGACGUACCUCCCCACCCACCGAGCUACGGCCCCCCGCCCCCAAUCCCUCCACCAUCCGUUGAGACAAACCUUCUGUUCAUCCGAACUCCUGAAGAAGGACAAGGACCAGAACCCAUCGUUGUGCCUCCACCGCAACAAAAACACGUCGUGUACGUUCUCAACAAGCAGUCCCAGCAAGGACCGGAAGUGAUCGAAGUCCCCUCACCACCAGCAACCAGCCCUGAAGUUUACUUCGUGAACUACGCUGACGGCGAGAACCCAGUUCUUCCCAGCGGCGUUGAUCUUCACAGUGCCCUGGGUGCCGCUGCUCCAGGAAGCGGUCAAGUGCUUGGAGGCGCCGGAGGUUUCGGUGGUGAUUUCGGAGCUGGCGCUGGAGGUUUCGGACCCGGCGCUGGAGGUUUCGGAGGCGGCGCUGGAGGUUUGGGAGCUGGCGCUGGAGGUUUCGGACCCGGCGCUGGAGGUUUCGGACCCGGCGCUGGAGGUUUCGGUGGCGGUCCUGUAGGAGGUGCUGGCGGUUUCGGAGGUGGUGCCGGAGGCUUCGGUGGCAAUGCUGGAGGCUUUGCCGGCGGUGCUGGUGGCUUCGGAGGCGCUGGAGGAGUCGGCGGUGGCUUCGGAGAUGGUGGCCAUCACCCAGUACCCUCAACCGGUUACGGCACACCAUAAAGCUGCAUAUGCUGCACUCAGCUGCGAGUUCUUAUUAGGAAGUCAAAGUGAAACACUUGGCUACAACAU
Molecule: messenger RNA, 942 nt
Organism: Penaeus monodon (black tiger shrimp)
Lineage: Eukaryota; Metazoa; Arthropoda; Malacostraca; Decapoda; Penaeidae
Product: ATP-dependent RNA helicase A-like
Source: RefSeq, a predicted model, not a curated record